This is a messenger RNA of Penicillium subrubescens, 2144 nucleotides long. RefSeq names its product chaperonin-containing T-complex subunit CCT7. The transcript is spliced from 6 exons. Gene Ontology annotation, molecular function: ATP-dependent protein folding chaperone; ATP hydrolysis activity; ATP binding. Gene Ontology annotation, cellular component: chaperonin-containing T-complex. Gene Ontology annotation, biological process: protein folding. Bases 181 to 1869 code for a protein of 562 amino acids. Lineage: Eukaryota; Fungi; Ascomycota; Eurotiomycetes; Eurotiales; Aspergillaceae. The record is from RefSeq and is a predicted model, not a curated record.
UGGUCACCGCCUUUGGGGCUUUCGGGGGGUUCUGAGGGGAGAAUGGAAGCUCUGGGAAAUUUUGGCCGUCCAAGACCAGCGAAACCCCUCCGACUUCUCCGUACCCACUAGGACCAAACUCAUUCCUUUGGAAAUUUAUCCUCUUCUUCAAACGGUCUCGGUCCUCGCCUCGAUUACAACAUGGCCUUCAACGGCCAAACACCCACGAUUGUCGUGCUGAAGGAGGGCACCGACGCUUCUCAGGGCAAGGGUCAGAUCAUCUCCAACAUCAACGCAUGUAUUGCCGUGCAGUCCACAGUCAAGACCACCCUGGGCCCAUACGGUGGUGACCUCCUGCUUGUUGACAGCAAUGGCAAGCAGACCAUCACCAACGAUGGUGCUACUGUGAUGAAGCUUCUUGAUAUUGUGCACCCCGCCGCCCGCAUCCUUACGGACAUUGCCCGAUCCCAAGACGCCGAAGUCGGUGAUGGAACAACCUCUGUGGUCGUUCUGGCUGGUGAGAUUCUCAAGGAAGUUCGUGACCUCGUCGAGCAGGGCGUGAGCUCGCAGACCAUCAUUAAGGGUCUCCGGAGGGCUGGUGCCAUGGCCGUCAACAAGGUCAAAGAGAUUGCGGUGGACAUGAUUGAAUCGGCAGAGAACGAGGACAAGAAGAUUGAGACUCUCCGACGGCUAGCGGGAACCGCUAUGAACAGCAAGCUGAUCAAGCGCAAUUCUGAUUUCUUUACGAAGAUGGUCGUCGAUGCGGUUCUGACUCUGGAUCAGGAUGAUUUGAACGAGAAGUUGAUUGGUGUGAAGAAGAUUACCGGUGGUGGUCUCCAGGACUCCCUUUUCGUCAACGGUGUCGCUUUCAAGAAGACCUUCUCCUACGCCGGUUUCGAACAGCAGCCCAAGUUCUUCAAGGACCCUAAGAUUGUCUGCCUGAACGUCGAGCUGGAGUUGAAGAGCGAGAAGGAUAAUGCGGAGGUCCGCGUUGAGCAGGUUUCCGAGUACCAGGCUAUCGUCGAUGCCGAGUGGCAGAUCAUCUUUAACAAGCUGGAGGCUAUCUACAAGACUGGCGCCAAGGUUGUGCUCAGCAAGCUGCCUAUUGGUGAUCUUGCUACCCAGUACUUCGCUGAUCGGGACAUCUUCUGUGCUGGUCGUGUUGCUUCCGAUGAUAUGGACCGCGUCUGCCAGGCCACCGGUGCCGCAACCCAGUCGACCUGCAGUGACAUCCAGGAACGCCACCUCGGUACCUGCGGAGCCUUCGAGGAGCGCCAGAUUGGUGGAGAGCGCUUUAACAUGUUCUCCGAGUGCCCCGCUGCUAAGACCUGCACCCUGGUCCUGCGUGGCGGUGCUGAGCAGUUCAUUGCUGAGGUGGAGCGCAGUCUGCACGACGCUAUCAUGAUUGUCAAGCGCGCUCUGCGUAACACCACCAUUGUUGCUGGUGGUGGUGCUACAGAGAUGGAGCUGUCCAGCUACCUGCAUGGCUAUGCCGACCGCAACGUUCCCCACAAGCAGCAGGCCGUGGUCAAGGCCUUUGCCAAGGCCCUCGAGGUCAUUCCCCGCCAGCUUUGCGACAACGCUGGUUUCGACGCCACAGACAUUCUCAACCGGUUGCGCGUAGAGCACCGCAAGAACAAUCUCUGGGCUGGUGUCGACUUUGACAACGAGGGUGUUCGUGACAACAUGGCCGCCUUUGUGUGGGAGCCCAGUUUGGUCAAGGUCAAUGCCAUUCAGGCCGCCGUGGAGGCCGCCUGCCUGAUUCUGAGUGUUGACGAGACGAUCAAGAACGAGGAGUCUGCCCAGCCCGGCGCUCCUUCUCGCGGUCUCCCACCCGGUGCAAGCCAGCGGGCUCUUCGUGGCCGUGGCCGCGGAAUGCCUCGUCGAUAAAUGACUUAAUGCCACUUCUCUAGAACAGAAGGGAAACUCAAAAAAAAGAAUGGAGAGUCUUUGUAAUGACCCGAACCUGGAUACUAGGGACACAGCGUGUGGGCUUGUACUCCGGCGUUUAUUGAACUAUGAGGAAAGAGGAUGAGGUUGACCUGUGCGAUAUGGAGAAAGAAGGAAGCCAUAGAAGAGAGCAGCGUGGUAGACAUCCUCGUACUCGAACUUUGAUUAUAGUCUCCCCGCAGUACAUAUUCAGUCAUAGGACUACUAUCUUUGCU